This is a messenger RNA of Phaethon lepturus (White-tailed tropicbird), 866 nucleotides long. RefSeq names its product phosphorylase b kinase regulatory subunit alpha, liver isoform-like. The annotation marks the transcript as partial. Gene Ontology annotation, biological process: glycogen metabolic process. Gene Ontology annotation, molecular function: calmodulin binding. The record is from RefSeq and is a predicted model, not a curated record. NCBI's taxonomy places the organism in Eukaryota, Metazoa, Chordata, Aves, Phaethontiformes, Phaethontidae. The transcript has 7 exons. Gene Ontology annotation, cellular component: phosphorylase kinase complex.
GUGAAGAAGCUUCAGAGAGUUUGAUGAAUCUAAGUCCCUUUGAUAUGAAAAAUCUCCUACACCAUAUUCUCAGUGGAAAAGAGUUUGGUGUGGAAAGAAGCUUGCGACCUGUAGAUUCCUCUUCGUCUAGCCCUGCAAUUUCUAUUCAUGAAAUGGGGCAUUCUGGAGCAACCAAAACAGAAAGAAGUGGUAUUACUAAAUUGAAGAGUGAGAUGAAGCAGUUCUUUCAUGAGGGCCACUCCAUGUCCAGCAGCAUGUUCACUUCCAUGAGGGGCAGUACUCCAUCGUCUCCUACGAGUACUUCUCCUACAGGCUCCAAAGGAGACACGAGCUGGGGUGGCCGAAAAGGGCAGUGGCUGCGCAGAAGGAGGCUUGAUGGUGCUAUUAACAGAGUUCCUCUUGGCUUUUAUGAGCAAGUGUGGAAAAUCCUUCAGAAGUGCCAUGGUCUGUCCAUUGAUGGGUAUGUCCUUCCUUCUUCAACUACCAAAGAGAUGACCCCAUGUGAAAUCAAGUUUGCUGUGCACGUGGAAUCAGUGCUGAACCACGUACCCCAGCCCGAGUACAGGCAGCUCUUGGUGGAAGCUAUUCUUGUUCUCACGUUCCUCUCUGACAUCGAGGUGAACAGCAUCGGUGGCAUCAUCCACGUGGAUCGAAUCGUGCACAUGGCCAAUGACCUGUUUCUACAGGAGCUGAAAUCAUUCGGAGCUACUGGUAGUAUCUUGGAGAAAGACGUAGCCACAGGAAUUUGCCACUUUUUUUAUGACAGUGCUCCAAGUGGGGCCUACGGCACCAUGACGUACCUAACAAAAGCCAUAAUUAUUUAUUUACAUGAUUUCCUGCCUAACACAGGCUGUGCGAUGCAGUAA